UAUUUAAAGAGCCAGAACUCCCGCUGCUCCAAGUUUUGAUCUUCGUUCCAUCAUCAUUCUACAACUUCAUUCAUCGCAACCAAACACUCAAACUAACUAGAUCCUCAGAUCCUCACACACCGUCAACAUGGUUAACGUCAGCCCUCUUGCCUUCGCGGCUUUCACCAUGAUUACCAGCGUCGCCGCUCAUAAGGACAAGCAGCCACCUGCUCAGAGCCCUCCACCAGUGUACCCGAGCCAAGCUCUCGGCAACCCGCUCUUGGCCCUCGCCUUUGCGGAGAAUGGAAACCCCGGCGCCUUCGAUACCGCCUACAAGCUGCCGCAGGGCAGCGUUGAAGCUUGCCUCGACUCCUUCUACCAUGGCGACGAUAAAAUACAGUUCGACGUCGGCUCCAACUUCGUCGUUGUCAACAACGCUCCUGGUGUCUGCACCACCCUCGUUCGUGAGGCCAAUGACCUCCAUGAGAGCCAGGGUGUCACACAGGAGAGAUUCGCCGAGCUUGUUGGCGAGAACUCGAUCCGCCUCAAUAGUUGCAGCGCCGAGGAUGUUGAGUUCCUCGCAGCUCUUGAGACCACCCAUUUUGACGUCCGCGUCCUCUAGAUUAGAGAAUCGAUGUUAUUCAGCGGUGACCGCAGCGAUGGGGGUCGGUACCAACUUUAGAUUGUCGGAGGAAGCGGUAGACGGCAUAGGAUUUGAGGCAGAGUCAAUUACUGCUAACCGGCAAUGGUGUCGGUUCAAUUGGACAAAUUACGCU
Truncatella angustata is the source of this 755-nucleotide messenger RNA. RefSeq lists its product as uncharacterized. Bases 128 to 601 code for a protein of 157 amino acids. The transcript is spliced from 2 exons. NCBI's taxonomy places the organism in Eukaryota, Fungi, Ascomycota, Sordariomycetes, Amphisphaeriales, Sporocadaceae. The record is from RefSeq and is a predicted model, not a curated record.